Suillus plorans is the source of this 1104-nucleotide messenger RNA. RefSeq lists its product as uncharacterized. The transcript has a single exon. NCBI's taxonomy places the organism in Eukaryota, Fungi, Basidiomycota, Agaricomycetes, Boletales, Suillaceae. Bases 1 to 1104 code for a protein of 367 amino acids. The record is from RefSeq and is a predicted model, not a curated record.
AUGUCAACAUCUUUCGCCAACUAUCUCCUAGCGGCUGUCAGCACCGUCACGAUCCAUCCCGUACGUCGCACGAAGGACAAAAUGGAUAUACUCAUGAAGAGUGAGUUGGGCCUGCAAGAGCAAGAUCCCCGGGUUCUGUGGGAGGAGGACCUGCAGCCUAAGACCUCCAUCCUUAAAAUCCUCAUUCCUCUAUCAAAUCUCAAGAAAUCGGAAAUCAAGAGGAUCACUUACAUCAAACAAGUACCGGGAAGCCAAACUCAGAUACACAGGGCUCCCGUUUUCGAUAAGGAAUGGCGACUCAAGAAUGCUUUUCAGAAGAAACGCAAGGUGCCAGCUAGGUGUACCCGGUUGCAGGCGGCUCAGACUGAGUCGCAGAUAGAUACUGACAUAGAAAUUGAAGGGGAUUCCAUGCUAGAGACGGAGGGCAGCUUGGGGCAGCAGGCUUUCGUCAAGGCUGGAAUGAAAAGAGCAAAGCCUGUAGGACAAACGGAGGAAAAGAAUCGGGAGCGUCUUUUCCGGGCAGUAUACUAUCACAUGCGCGAACUGCUCAAGGAGCAAGUCCAAGAGCACAGUGUUGAUGGAUCGCAGCGCUCGCACAUUUUGCCCUUCACAGAGAUAGCAGAUCUCCGGUACUGGUCUUCAGAGUUUGCCACCAAUCCCAUACCAGAUGCUACCGAUUCAUGGAAGCCUGAUCUCGUCCUCCUGGAUUACAGGCUCAGAAAGUUCAGUUUCUCGCAAAAGUCCUGGAAAGAUGUCCUCACAGGAGUUGAGAUCACCCAAUCUGACCUCUCUGUCGAUCGCAAAAUACCUUUGUUCUUGGGGGUUGCUACCAAGGGCUAUCUGAUGAUGUGGGAGCAACCAUGGUGUCGUUUCAUCCUAAUUUUUAGUAUCUCUAAGUUCAAACUUCGUGCCCAUUAUAUGGAUCGCUCCGGCAUGGUGAUCUCAAAACCACUCCCGAUCGUUACAUCCCCCGUACAUUUUGUCGACAUGUUGAAUACCAUUAAUUUAGCAAAUCGCUCUUCCCUUGGCUUUGAUCCAACAACACCAUUCCAACUCACGCUAAUUUACCGAAUGGCUUUGAUGCCAUGCUUCCCGGGGCGAUAG